CAGCAGCAGCAGCAGCAGCAACGCAGCAGCGUCUGGGAUGAGGCCAUCAAAUUCAGCACCAAGACCAAAGACUCCUGUACCAUGGUAGUUUCUGGAGCCGGGGACUAUACUCGCCUGCGUGUCUCCUGCAAAGGUCCCAGCCAGGGCCAGACCCAAGGACGCUCCUACUACUGUGACUUCCAGGGCAAACCCAACCUGUGCCGCGCCUACAACCUCAACCCUCGCCACUACUUCACCCAGAUGAUGUGGGACAUGAGGAAGCUGAGCCACGCCUGCCAGGGACCCAAAGUCUACCGCCCAGCGAUGUGCAAGAAAUACCCCGACGAGGCCCAGAUGACCUUCCUGGCCUCCUGGCCCAAGGCCACCACCCCUAAGCCCUCCAAGCCUGUCCAGGAGCCGCGCAAACCAGUGGUGCCGGCCCAGAACAAGCCUGUCACUACUCCUAAACCUGUCAAGCCCCAGCAGCAGCCAGUCAAGCCCCAGCCAGGCAAGGGCCCCCAGAUCAAGAAAGCCACCCCCAAGCCUGGGAAGACCACUAUUCGUCCCACAGAGCUGACUGACUCCAAAGCCUCCCGCAUCGCCUCUGAGUACUGCUGGAAGAGCUUCCACGGCGUCUGCUCCUACUUCAUCAGCUGGUUCCAAAACUGA
Messenger RNA from Perca flavescens (yellow perch), 648 nucleotides. It is a transcript of the gene fgfbp2b, whose product is annotated as fibroblast growth factor binding protein 2b. The record is from RefSeq and is a predicted model, not a curated record. Gene Ontology annotation, molecular function: growth factor binding. Gene Ontology annotation, biological process: cell-cell signaling. The annotation marks the transcript as partial. The transcript has a single exon. NCBI's taxonomy places the organism in Eukaryota, Metazoa, Chordata, Actinopteri, Perciformes, Percidae.